AGUUAAUCCAUUAAAUUUAAAGUUGAGGUUGACCUGAGCUGUAUGCUGGACUAUAAAUUAUAUCAUUUCCCUCAAUCCAUUGAGUAUGGCAACAGCUGUCAUAGUGAAAAACAAUGGUAGGAAAGAUAUGACAUUAACUAGUGCACUAUUUAGCAAUGUGAAGUUCAAGAAAAGGGGAGGGACAGCAGUCCAAGGACUUGGAGUCUGCUCCGAAGAGAAACAUGGUGUUAUCUGGAAACAGAAACAUGUUCCUCUCAACAACUUGAAGCAAAAGCUCAGUCCGGUUUACGCUGCUUCACCAGAACAGAGACUAAACACAAGUCAUUUUGAUCGGAAUCUUCCAGAGGAUGGACUUCUGAACCUCCUUGUUUGUUUUUCAGAGAAGUCUGAGUUAACAAUAUUAGGGUCCUGAAGUGAGUGAAUUAGCUUCCUUGGAGUGGGGAAGAUGUUAAUAUCAUCAACGUUAAUGUGACAUUGUGACCUCUGAAAUAUAUGAUGAGCAACCAAAUCAAUACCAGAAAAUGGAAAUUGUAUUGCAGUACAAUUUUGUAGCACUAGUUGGCACAAAAUAUAAUGAAAUAAAUUUGAGUAGCAAUU
Rubroshorea leprosula is the source of this 597-nucleotide messenger RNA. The record is from the annotation of a GenBank genome assembly. Lineage: Eukaryota; Viridiplantae; Streptophyta; Magnoliopsida; Malvales; Dipterocarpaceae.